GCCAUGGCUGCAGUCCCGGCCCCCGCUGGAUGUCUGCUGUCCACCCAGAGCGAGAAGCAUCGCCGGGCACGCAACUGGACCGAAGCCGAGAUGCGGGGUCUGAUGCUGGUCUGGGAGGAAUUCUUCGAGGAGCUGAAACAGACCAAGCGGAACGCCAAAGUUUACGAGAAAAUGGCCAACAAACUCUUCGAGAUGACGGGCGAAAUCCGGCACGGAGAAGAGAUCAAGAUCAAAAUCACCAACAUGACCUUUCAGUACAGGAAAUUAAAAUGCAUGACAGAUAGCGAAACCUUGGCUCCUGAUUGGCCUUAUUUCAAAACCAUUGAUAGAAUUCUAUCCAAAGUCUCGGAGCACAAUGACGUGAAAGUUCACGAUAGCCAGCAAGCCGGUCCUUCCACCUCUCAAACGGAAGCGUCCCAAUCACCCUCCACCAAAUCGGCUCCUCUCUAUUUGCCCUACAAUCAGUUCACGUACGAAGGACGAGAGGAAUUCUUCGAAGACGCGCAUUCAGACAGCUCCUCCAGCCUAAUUUCGUAUAAAUUAAGAGCAGAAGAGCGACCGGUGAAGAAACGAAAAGCGCAAAGCUGCAGUUUCCAAAAAAAGAAGCUGAAGCUGAUGGAAGCCAUGCUGGAAGAGCAGAAGAAGCUGAGCAGAGCCAUGGAGGAAACGUGCCGGGAAGUUAGACGGACUCUGGACCAGCAGAACAUUAUCCAAGUGCAGACUCUGCAGCUGCAGGAAAGAAUGAUGAAUCUACUGGAGAAAAUGAUCACCAAAGCCAAUGUUUAA
Protobothrops mucrosquamatus (brown spotted pit viper) is the source of this 786-nucleotide messenger RNA. It is a transcript of the gene MSANTD1, whose product is annotated as Myb/SANT DNA binding domain containing 1. Gene Ontology annotation, cellular component: nuclear body. The transcript has 3 exons. Bases 4 to 786 code for a protein of 260 amino acids. The record is from RefSeq and is a predicted model, not a curated record. Gene Ontology annotation, biological process: positive regulation of DNA-templated transcription. Lineage: Eukaryota; Metazoa; Chordata; Lepidosauria; Squamata; Viperidae.